Molecule: messenger RNA, 1831 nt
Organism: Brassica napus (rape)
Lineage: Eukaryota; Viridiplantae; Streptophyta; Magnoliopsida; Brassicales; Brassicaceae
Product: flavanone 3-dioxygenase 3
Exons: 3
Coding region: 508-1581 (357 amino acids)
Source: RefSeq, a predicted model, not a curated record
AAACCCAUUACUCAGUAGAAAAGACAACAGUUCACAUAUAGUAGUAAUGAUCUCCAUGAACUUAUACCAAUUCUCAACCUUCCUGAUGACGUAUAUGCACAAAAAGGAGAUGUUUAUGGUUUCUAUUAAAAAUGAAAAAAAAAAGAAUCUGUUAACAUGAUGACUCUUUCAAAAUAAUAAUUGUUUAAUCCAAAAAGCAAAAAAUGCAACUAGUCAUACACCUUUCACAAAUACCUUUCAAGCUCUGAUGUGGCAACUCUAAAAAGCAAAUGAGAAUUCUUUAUUUGAAUGAAGUAUCUAACCAUUCAUUUAAUGUUUAUGUAUCUGAACACAAGCCGGUAGUUUCCAAAACCGUUUUCAAAUAGAAGAGAAGAAACAAUGACCUUUUAAAAUAAAGACCAGGUUAUCUUCAUGUGUAUAUAAAAACACGCUUUGCAUGCUUGCUUACUAUAAGUAGGAAGACAAGGUGAGACCCUAAAGUACCAAAACAGAUUCUUGCAAAAAGAAAUGGAGGAAACAAAUAAAAAUGUGCUUGGUGAUUGCUUUACUAGUGCCAUGUCACUCACUGAGUCAGGUGUCCCUCACGUGCCUACCCGUUACAUUCUUCCGCCUUCACAACGACCAGUUCUCAGUCCAAGCAUUGGCACUGGUAGCAUCAAUCUUCCUGUCAUUGAUCUCUCCUUCUUACAUGAUCCUCUGCUUCGACCCAGUGUCAUCCAUGAGAUUGAAAUGGCUUGCAAGGAGUUUGGUUUCUUUCAGGUUACAAACCAUGGAAUAUCAUCAUCGGUGAUGAGAGAUGCACUUGAUGCAGCUACAAGGUUCUUUGACUUACCUUCCCAUGAGAAGAUGCUUCUGGUUUCUGAUGAUGUUCAUACGCCAGUAAGAUAUGGCACCAGCAUCAACCAUGCAACAGACAGUGUUCAUUACUGGAGAGACUUCAUUAAACAUUACUCACACCCUCCCUCAAAGUGGAUUGAUCUCUGGCCAUCCAACCCUCCAUGCUACAAGAAAAAAGUGGGGAAAUACUCAGAAGCAACGCAUGUGUUACACAAGCAAUUAAUGGAAGCUAUCUCAGAAAGUCUAGGCCUCGAGAAAAGUUACUUACAGGAAGAAAUCGAAGAAGGGUCACAAGUCAUGGCGGUGAACUGCUACCCAGCGUGUCCACAACCCGGGAUAGCCUUGGGGAUGCCACCACACUCUGACUUUAGCUCACUGACCAUCUUACUCCAAAGCAGCCAGGGGCUUCAGAUAAAAGACAAAAACAACAACUGGAUCUGUGUGCCGUACAUAGAAGGAGCUCUGAUUGUGCAGCUUGGAGAUCAAGUAGAAGUGAUGAGCAAUGGCAUCUACAGGAGUGUGGUUCAUCGAGUAACAGUGAACAAAGAUGUCAACCGCCUCUCUUUCGCGAGUCUACACAGCUUACCAAUGAACAAGAAGAUAAGUCCAGCACCUCAGCUUGUGAAUGAAGACAAACCAGCUGCUUAUGGAGAUUUCAGCUUUAAUGAUUUUCUUGAGUAUAUCUCAAGAAACGAUCUUACAAAGCAGAGAUUCAUGGAUACAGUUAAGAAAAAUAAGUUCUGAAGAUGGUGUCCGUGAUUGCAAAUUCCCUUUCUGUUGGAUCACUUGGAACCUAAGUAAGUUGAAAAAUGUAUUAAGUAGUGUAAUGUGUUAUGAAACCACUAGGUUAUUACAGAACAUGAGUAAGAUUGUCUGCAAGUGAAAUGUAAUUGUUUAUAUGUUACAUACAAAAAUAAUAAUUACUUGUCAUAAUUGCAAAUGAUUCUCAUUUUUCUCUUGAUAAAUCGUACAAAAAUCCAUAAAAAGUUUUGAA